Mesoplodon densirostris (Blainville's beaked whale) is the source of this 1111-nucleotide messenger RNA. RefSeq names its product clathrin light chain B (gene CLTB). Gene Ontology annotation, biological process: clathrin-dependent endocytosis; intracellular protein transport; clathrin coat assembly. Gene Ontology annotation, molecular function: clathrin heavy chain binding; structural molecule activity. Gene Ontology annotation, cellular component: clathrin coat of trans-Golgi network vesicle; postsynaptic endocytic zone cytoplasmic component; clathrin coat of coated pit. The record is from RefSeq and is a predicted model, not a curated record. The coding region runs from base 201 to 836 and encodes 211 amino acids. The transcript has 5 exons. Lineage: Eukaryota; Metazoa; Chordata; Mammalia; Artiodactyla; Ziphiidae.
CCGCCUGCAGCCGCAGUGACAGGCGAGCCGGGCCCGGUGGCGGAGAGGAAGUGCGGGGCCGCCGCGCCGAGCCUGUCCCCGCCGAGGCCGGCUCCCCCGGGCGGCUCGGGUGACAGUGUCGCGGCCGCCGGGCGCAGGGCGGGGCACGCGCCGGGCAGAGCCGAGCGCCAGGCGGACGCUUCAGCAGAGACGUGGGGAAAAUGGCUGAUGACUUUGGCUUCUUCUCGUCGACGGAGAGCGGGGCCCCCGAGGCGGCCGAGGAGGACCCGGCGGCUGCCUUCCUGGCCCAGCAGGAGAGUGAAAUCGCGGGCAUAGAGAAUGAUGAGGGCUUCGGGGCACCUGCUGGCAGCCAGGCGGCCCUCACGCAGCCGGGACCCGCGAGUGGGGCGGGUUCUGAGGACAUGGGGACCACAGUCAAUGGAGAUGUGUAUCAGGAGGCUAACGGUCCAGCUGAUGGCUACGCUGCAAUUGCCCAGGUUGACAGGCUGACGCAGGAACCCGAGAGCAUCCGCAAAUGGAGAGAGGAGCAGCGGAAACGGCUGCAAGAGCUGGAUGCCGCCUCCAAAGUGAUGGAACAGGAGUGGCGGGAGAAGGCCAAGAAGGACCUGGAGGAAUGGAACCAGCGCCAGAGUGAACAAGUUGAGAAGAACAAGAUCAACAACCGGGCAUCUGAGGAGGCUUUUGUGAAGGAAUCCAAGGAGGAGGCCCCAGGCACAGAGUGGGAGAAGGUGGCCCAGCUGUGUGACUUCAACCCCAAGAGCAGCAAGCAGUGCAAAGACGUGUCCCGCCUGCGCUCGGUGCUCAUGUCCCUGAAGCAGACGCCGCUGUCCCGCUAGGAGCCUGCCACCAACAUGGCCGCCAAACAGGGGCCGGGCCGGGCAGAGGAGGAGCAGCUGCUUCGGCCAGGGGGGAAAUGCCUCCAGCAGCUGCUACACAGCCUAUUCCGUUCCUCGCCAUCUCCCAGGGCUGGGAAGGGGAACCCUCACCCCUCUCAACUGUCAUUCCCUCACGGCCCCAUGGCCCAGCCCCUCACAUCUCCUCUCGGUCCACAAAAUUGUGACUGUCCCUCCUGAUGUAUUUUUUUUUCUUGGCUUAAAGGGUGUGUUGUUAA